Messenger RNA from Agrilus planipennis (emerald ash borer), 467 nucleotides. RefSeq names its product phosphoenolpyruvate carboxylase kinase 1-like. Bases 94 to 390 code for a protein of 98 amino acids. Gene Ontology annotation, cellular component: cytoplasm. The record is from RefSeq and is a predicted model, not a curated record. Gene Ontology annotation, molecular function: ATP binding; protein serine/threonine kinase activity. Gene Ontology annotation, biological process: autophagy; peptidyl-serine phosphorylation. Lineage: Eukaryota; Metazoa; Arthropoda; Insecta; Coleoptera; Buprestidae. The transcript has 3 exons.
AGAGACCAAAAUGCAUUAAAUUUAGAUCACGAAAAUAUAGUAAAAACAUUAGACGUAAUUAUUAAGUUUGAUAAAAAUUACGGAAUUGUAGUAAUGGAAUACUUGGCAAAUUCGAAGUCUUUACACUCUGUUUUAUUAAACGGACCCAAUUCGUUAACAUUUUCAAAAGUAAAAAUGUAUGCAACUGAUAUAUGCAACGGUCUAAAGUACUGUCAUCAGCAUAAAACUCUUCAUUUAGAUUUAAAACCGAAAAACAUAUUAGUUUGCUUCAACGAUGUUUGCAAGAUAUGUGACUUUGGAAAUUCCAUUAUCAUUGGAGAAAAAUUAGAACAUUUCUGUUUUCAUGGAACCCCUGCCUAUACUGCGCCAGAAAUAUAUUUAGGUUGUUAAAUUUGAACUACGACCGAAAAUAAAAUUCUGCGAAGAGAUAGAGUAUACCCGGUUAUUUAAAAAAUGUUGGUCACAUC